Annulohypoxylon maeteangense is the source of this 1656-nucleotide messenger RNA. RefSeq names its product tryptophan synthase beta subunit-like PLP-dependent enzyme. NCBI's taxonomy places the organism in Eukaryota, Fungi, Ascomycota, Sordariomycetes, Xylariales, Hypoxylaceae. The record is from RefSeq and is a predicted model, not a curated record. The coding region runs from base 434 to 1585 and encodes 383 amino acids. The transcript has a single exon.
UCUAUCUACCUAGUAUUUCAUUUAUUGUAAACCUCUAUAAGUACCUACCAUCCAAAUAAUAGAGAAGACUAUAUUAGGUAUGGAGGAGCGGGGAAGGAUGUUUGUGACGGUUUGAUAAUUAGCGUAUCUGUUACCGUUACCGUAGAGUGGAGGUCGGUAAGCGGGUCGGUGGGAGCGGUAGGAUCGCAACAUACGCCUUCUAACUACUUUCCCCUUCUCCAACAUUGACUGGAAGACAUCUAUAGUCCCAGGUUCAUCGGGAUCCGACGUCGGGGAGGUUCUCGCCUGGUGUCUUGUCGAUUAAAUGCCCUUCGACGAUUCCAAUGUAGAAUUUGUUGAAAUAUUAACUACUUACUUCUAAGUAGGUAGUCUUAUAUUUCAGACUUCUAACAGGCUUUGCAAUGCACAUUUUCCUACUAUAGCUCACCUAGCUAUGUCAUCAUUCAUCUACUUAAACUCUCCGGCACGAGACCGGCUGUAUAAAUCCGAAGGUGUACAGAGUGGAACUCGGGAGUCGGUUGUCCUUACAUUCCACAAGACAAUCCCGGAGUAUAACGAGACGAAACUCCACAGCUUACCGGAUGUGGCAAAAGAGCUGGGUCUUAGGCAUGUCCUAUUGAAAGAUGAAUCGAACAGAUUUGGUUUACCGGCAUUCAAGAUCUUAGGCGCAUCGUGGGCCGUGUACCGUGCCGUGGGAUCGCAUCUCGGGCUCCCGGUCCUAGACGCAGGCAUAUCCUUCGAAGAAGUUGGUGUCAAAGCUAGGGAAGCAGGAGUCCAGAUUGUGACAGUCACAGAAGGGAAUUGUGGAAGAGCUGUGUCGCGCAUGGCAGCGAAGCAUAUGGGAAUCCCGACAAAGGUGUUUGUGCCUUCAUUCAUGGACGAGAAGACGCGCGCCAAGAUAAGAAGUGAGGGGGUUGAGGUCGUAGCAAUUGAUAAGAGUUACGACGACGUCAUCCCCGUUGCGUUGGAGGAGGUGAAAGCCAGAGAAAAUACGAUACUGAUACUAGAUGUUAGCGUGGAGGGAUAUAGUACUAUCCCACAGUAUUUCGUCGAAGGAUAUAGCACAAUGCUUGCGGAGUCGGAUCGCCAAGUUCUCGAGUUGACGGGUGGGAAAGCGGCUAGUCACGCUAUUGUGCCUGUAGGCGCUGGAUCUAUCGGAGAGGCUGUCACAGCGCACUUUAAAAACAGCGCUCGGUGGAAGGAUUCCGAGCUGGUAAAAGUUCUAGGUGUUGAACCUAUCACGGCAUCAUGUCUCUUUAACUCUCUGAAAACAGGAAAAAGCGUUUCGGUGCCUACGGAGGAUACCAUCAUGUGCGGGAUGAAUUGCGGAACUCUAUCUACAACGGCGUGGCCUGUGCUUAGGGACGGCAUAGAUGCUGGUGUGGUAGUGAGUGACUUGGAAUCACACAACGCGGUCCAAGAACUUAAUGCUCGUAACAUUGGUGCCGGUCCUUGUGGUGCCGCUACACUGGCCGCGCUGAGGAGGGCUUGUACGGAUGCGAAACAGGAGUUAGGUCUCGAUGAUACGUCAAUUGUGGUGUUAUAUUGCACCGAAGGCCAGAGGGAAUACCCGGUGCCGCUGUAAGUUAGAAAUAACAUACCUAUUGAGAUUAAAGGAGUUUCGUAUAUUUCUGAAAUUCAUGCACAAGCUUCUUC